ACAACAACAACAACAACAACAACAACAACAACGACAAGUCAUGAUCAUCAUCUUCAGCCAUGCUGCACCUCGCUGAAACGACCAACCCAUGGGGCGGUCACUCGUGGGUGGGCGACAGUCCAUCUGCCAUCCCCCUCGACAACCGCCCCUUCUACGAACCCGCCACGGGUCCAGAAACCACCACCUCCCGGGGCGUUUGUAACAAGCUCUUCCACUCCUCCCUCUUCGACGUCGGCAUCCUCCGCGACACCCUUCUCCCCUCCAUAACUUUCCACUCCGGCCUCAGCUUGAUCGCCUACGGCGCCGGCCGCCUCACCGACCGUCUCGAGACCAAAGACUGGCUCUGGCCCGCCGGCCAGGUCCUCAACGCGUGGUGGUCCGCCCUCGGCAAGCGCGUCAUCUGCGACGGCAUCCCGCUAUACUGCUCCUGGGCCAUCAUCGACCGCCCGCAGCGCCUGCUGCUCGCGGGCGUCACUCUCUGGGGCAGCCGGCUGUUCUGGCGCAUCGCGAGCCGGAGCGUCAAGCGCGGCGGGGACGAUCCGCGGUAUGAGGCGACCAAGAAGCAGCAUGGAUGGUCGUGGAACAAGGCGCUGUUUACCACCUAUCUCCCUGAGGCGCUGUUCCAGAGCUUGAUCACGUUGCCGUUUACCGCGCCCUUCCGGCACUUGGUUGGGUCGGAUGUGCCGGGGCCGUUCGCGACGCUGUCGGGUGGGUAUGCGGCGGUGGUAGAGGCGGUGGCGGUGGGAUUGUUCAGUAUGGGUUUUGCGCUGGAGGUUUUGGCGGAUUGGCAGCUUGAUACGUUCAAGGAGAAGGAAAAGAGUGGUCAGGAAAGCCCCUCAGCCAUGUGCAGAGAGGGAGUCUGGAGCAUCGUCAGACAUCCAAACUACCUCGGCGACAUGCUAGUCCACCUCUCCUUCCCGCUCCUCCUCUGGUCCAGCAACUCCCUGCAGCCCAUCCACCUCCUCGGCCCGCUGACCAACUACAUCUUCCUCCGCUACGUGUCGGGCGACAAGGAGAACGAGCACAGCCAGGCCCGCCGCUACAGCACCGAGAACGUCAACAAGAAGAUCGACUUUGACAAGUACCGUCGCGAGGAGAACGCCUUUUGGCCCGACAAGUGCCAGGUCUCCAACAAGUGGACCUGGAUCGUGGUCGGAGCCGGCUGGAAAGCUGUAGGAAUGGGCUUGGUAGCCAUGGAAAUAGGUCUGAGCAUCGGCUCCGAGUUGGGAUUCAACGAGGUCAUGGUGUUGGCCAAGGAGGGACAGGAUGUGGCAAAAUUGUUGGCUGGGAGUGGCCUUGACUUGACGGAUUUCUUUACGUGAGUGGUACUGAUGGGAAGUGUUGUAGGAUAUUGUAGGAUCUUGUAGGAUAUGGUGUGUAGGAUAUGGAACGCUUGAAGGAAGAGGCGAUAUCUCGCUUGAUGGAUGUGGUUUGGAUGGACGUAAUGGCCUUGUUUGGAGUAUUUGGAUAAUUAGUAGUAUCUUGAUUAACCAAAACGAAGC
Messenger RNA from Neurospora tetrasperma FGSC 2508, 1502 nucleotides. RefSeq lists its product as uncharacterized. The record is from RefSeq and is a predicted model, not a curated record. NCBI's taxonomy places the organism in Eukaryota, Fungi, Ascomycota, Sordariomycetes, Sordariales, Sordariaceae. The transcript has 3 exons. Gene Ontology annotation, biological process: lipid metabolic process. Gene Ontology annotation, cellular component: membrane. Gene Ontology annotation, molecular function: oxidoreductase activity, acting on the CH-CH group of donors. The coding region runs from base 60 to 1322 and encodes 420 amino acids.